AUGGCUUUUCGCGGCGAACGAUUCGUUCUCGACCUGGAUGAAGAUGAAGGUGCUCCAGAAAUCCCCUCUCCAUUCUCACUGAUCGGAGAGAUCCAAGAACGGGCUCCAUCUACCGCCAUCCCUCCCGCCCCUAAGCCGACGACCUCGUCGACCGGAUUCCCUGCCCCUCGCCAGCGCAAACCGUCUUCCUUCAAACAACGACGAGCAGACCAGUCCCAGACCAGCUCUGAGGCACCUGCCACAGCUCAACCGACCAUUCAAGAUGAUAAGAAGCACAUUGACGAGGAGAACCGCCGUCAUCUGGCGGCAAUGUCGGACGCGCAGAUCCAACGGGAACGAGAAGAACUGAUGGAACAGAUGGAUCCAGGGCUCCUGGAGAGAUUCCUCCGCAGAGCAAAUAUUGAGGAAGGUCAGAACACCGACUUGGAGCCCCCUCUGCCGAAGCCGAAGCCCAAGUCAGAAGAAAGACCCAAACCCAGAAAAUCAGUCUCCUUCGACAUCCCUGCAUCUGCACCGGCCUGUGCUCAACCCAGCGCCCAGUCCCAUUCACUAUCAAAACCGACUCCCAAGCCGCAUCCUCGAAAUCAGGACCUUGCACCACCUACCCUUCCCCAAGACCUCCGCCCGGCCUCUCAACAGCCCUCCCUCGACCCAGCCACUCUCGAAACCUUCCACUUUCCCACGCCAAAGACCCCAAUGCCAGUCCUGGACCCAAACUCGCCAUCUUUCCUAUCAGAUCUGCAGUCACACUACUUCCCUGAGAUAUCCCAGGACCCCUCAAAACUCUCCUGGCUGCAGCCCCUAUCCGCCGACGAAGAAGACCCAGACUCAACAUCAGCCUACCACCCCGCCAGCAACGCCAUCUCAAUGGCCCCCUCAGCAAUUCGCUUUUCGCUAACAGGCACAAUCCUCGCACCCGAAACAUCCCUCGCCCUCCCGACAACCAUGGGUCUACACCACCACGGCGAAGACCCACAUGCGGCUGGCUACACGAUCCCCGAGCUAGCCAUUCUCUCCCGCUCGACCUUCCCCGCUCAGCGAUGCAUCGCAUGGCAGGUCAUCGGCCGGAUCUUGUUCCGUCUGGGCCGGGGGGAGUUCGGAGAGCGCGGCGGGCAAUUGUCGGAGGGAUUGUGGUUCGUUAUUGAGAAGGAGGGUGUUGUUGCUGGUAUGCUUGCCGAAGCCGAUGGCAAUGCUGGCCAGACCCAAGGCAGGAAUAAGAGCAAGGAUGAACAGGAGGAAAGGAGUGAGCUCCCUCUUGCUUCUGGCGUUGGUCGUCAUGCUAGUGCUGCUGCGUGGGCGGUUGAGGGUAUCUGGUUAUGGCAGCAGGGUGGCGGUGGUGAUCGUGGGUUGUUGAAGGAUGGACAGCAGCGAGCUUUAUAG
Penicillium bovifimosum is the source of this 1380-nucleotide messenger RNA. RefSeq names its product RPAP1 family protein. Lineage: Eukaryota; Fungi; Ascomycota; Eurotiomycetes; Eurotiales; Aspergillaceae. Gene Ontology annotation, cellular component: nucleus. The record is from RefSeq and is a predicted model, not a curated record. The coding region runs from base 1 to 1380 and encodes 459 amino acids. Gene Ontology annotation, biological process: transcription by RNA polymerase II. The transcript has a single exon.